AUGUUCUGUCUCUUUAUCUAUCUCUUCCUGUCAUUCCUUUUCAUGGCAGCUUCCCCAGCAAACCAAGAUGUGCCGCUUCAGGUGAAUGGGCUUCAAAAGCAGUCAGUCUGUUUAAAAAUCUAUCUAGAUCUGACUGUUCCUGUGUUGGAGGUUUUGUGGCUGUUUAAAACCAAAGAAAAAAACGUCAGACUGGCGUAUUUUCGGAAGCCGCACUUUGAGAUCAGGAUUCUUCAGUUCCACAACCGACUGGAACCAUUAGACAGCGGAACAACACUACGAAUCAGUGACCUGAGGAUGGAAGACAGUGGGAUAUACACAGCAGCCAUUACUUAUACUGACGAAGAAACAAAGAGACUCACAUUUAAUCUCACUGUGUAUGAGCCAGUUCCCACCCCAGAUAUAAAGAUGGAGAUGGAGCAGAUUAGCCCUGACUGGUGCAAUUUCACCCUUCAUUGUUCUGCCCCAACAAACCCAUCAGCGCUGUCCUACAGUUGGAUGUACAGACACAAAGGCCGGUACCAGCCCUAUCCCAAUGGUACCACAAUCCGUGUGUCACUGCAGCCUGAAUCCUGGGAUGGGGAGUAUCUGUGCUUGGUACAGAACCCGGCUGAUCAGAACAAUGCCUCUAUUGCCCCUCGGGAAUUCUGCCCUCAUACCAGCCUCACAAAAGGCAUAAAUGGUGGGUACAAUUCAAGAGCAAUGCUGGUUUCAUAUCUAUGA
Messenger RNA from Xenopus tropicalis (tropical clawed frog), 720 nucleotides. Its product is annotated as SLAM family member 5-like. The transcript has 3 exons. Lineage: Eukaryota; Metazoa; Chordata; Amphibia; Anura; Pipidae. The coding region runs from base 1 to 720 and encodes 239 amino acids. The record is from RefSeq and is a predicted model, not a curated record. Gene Ontology annotation, cellular component: membrane.